Molecule: messenger RNA, 1342 nt
Organism: Otolemur garnettii (small-eared galago)
Lineage: Eukaryota; Metazoa; Chordata; Mammalia; Primates; Galagidae
Gene: TRMT10B
Product: tRNA methyltransferase 10B
Exons: 7
Coding region: 49-786 (245 amino acids)
Biological process (GO): tRNA N1-guanine methylation
Cellular component (GO): nucleus; nucleoplasm
Molecular function (GO): tRNA binding
Source: RefSeq, a predicted model, not a curated record
CGCCGCUGCCGCUGCAGGUGGUGACGGGAACAGGACAGGACUAAGCACAUGGACUGGAAAUUGGAUGGGAGUACUCAGAAAAUAGAGUCUCCUGUGCUGCAGGGUCAUGAAGGUGUCUUUGAGGACAGAGGUGAAGAUGGGAUCUCCGAAAGCUUCCAGCUUUUACAGAUAGAUGUGGAGUGCCAGGAGGGAGAGACCCUGCCCACAGGCAGUACAGCAUGGUGCUCGAAAAAUGUCCAGAGAAAACAGAGACACUGGGAAAAAGUAAUUGCAGCAAAGAAGAGCAAAAGAAAGCAAGAAAAAGAAAGAAGAAAAGCCAAUCGUGCAGAAAAUCCAGGCAUCUGCCCUCAGCACAGCAAACGUUUUCUGAGAGCUUUAACCAAAGAGAAACUUUUGGAAGCCAAACACUCAGGACCAAGAAUAUGUAUUGAUUUGAGUAUGACUCACCACAUGUCAAAGAAGGAAUUAAGUAGACUGGCUGGACAGAUCCGAAGAUUAUAUGGUUCAAACAAAAAAGCUGACAAGCCAUUUUGGAUCUGCCUCACUGGAUUCACAACGGACAGUCCCCUAUAUGAGGAAUGUUUGAGGAUGAAUGAUGGAUUUUCUAGUUACCUGGAAUACAUGGUCAGAUGUCAAAAUGGGAAAAACUAUCAUUCAAAGAUACUGGCCAUCAAUCAAGUGUUUGAUAUCCUGUCCACUUAUUUUGACACUCACAACUGGCCUGAAGCAUUGAAGAAAGGAGUUUCUUCAGGAAAAGGCUACGUUCUUCGGAAUUCGUUGGAAUGACUGGCAGCCUAAGAUUGCGGUUGCAAGAGCGAGUGCUGGUGGUGCCUUGUCCAGAGAGCAGGGCAGAGGGUAGCAAUGGCACACACUUGCCUUUACUUGACAUCUUGAAUCUUCAAUAAGCUACUAAAACAGGGACCAUAUUUUAUGCUCUUUUCUAUCUCCCAUAGUGCCUGGCUCACGGGAAGUACCCAGCUAUAUAUUCAGUAAAAAAAGUUUACAUAACAAGGAAUUAGCCACCAAACCACAUGGCUUUGGAAGUGUUAAUUCAUCUUUUGUACAUCUAUCUCUAUUUGUGAAAGACCUCCUCUUUGGAGAUUUUUUUUUUCUUGGAGAUUGUUUAAAUAAAUAAUAAUUGUUAUAUCAAGAGUUUAAUUUGCACUGAACUGGCAUCCUAAGAUUGUAUGACUUUCUCCACCCUCCUCUGAUCAGGCUGAUUCUUUCCCAACUCAGUAAAAUGCUAUACAUAAGCUUUGCAAAUCAACCUGGCCUGACCUAUCCCUAAUUUGUGUCCCCAUAGCACAGUGGUUCUCAAGCUUCCUAAUGCCAUGGCCCUUUA